UUGCGCGGUCGGGGUGUUUCCGGACGUCGAGCGUAGCCCGCAACAGUCGCGAAGUUGAAAGCCCUCUCUGCCUCUUGCCAUGCAAUUUUGCUGGCAUGAGAUAAAGAGCGGAGACGGGAAGAAGGAAAACAGACGGCCACAGAUCGGAAAAGAGCCACGUGAUGGCUUGUGGUAACUCAGGAGAACAGGCACAAGUUGGAGGGGCGGCGACGCAGCGGUGAUGAGGGAGGAGUCAGCCCACGGAGUCUCCUCCUUGCCGUCUACUUCGUGCCGCUGGAGGUGUGACAGCCGAGAGCUCUACAGCUGACAGGCGGAGAGCGCGCAAGACUCGCGUGGACUGGCGACAGCAGCAAGUCGUGUCCCCCUUCCCUCGCCAUGCAAGCAGCCCCUACCGGUCCGAGGGGAGGUGGCCUCUUCCGUACCUCCACCACUGCCCUCCGUGGCCACCGAGAAGGCGGUAACGCAGACGGCGUCGAGGAUGAUUGACUGAGCCUUCGCCGCCGGACUGCGGAACAAAGGAACUCCCGCCGAAGACGAAAAAGCGGCGCGGGGAGCCCGAGGCGCGCUCCUUCCCCGCUUGAGAGCGAGAGGCUGAGCGCUUCGCCCUGGAGCCUGACGGCAGGACUUCCAGCGUGCUUCUCCCAGUCCCCUUUCCUUUUCUGCUCAGACGGGCGCAGAGAAGGGCCGAGAGGACCAGUUUCCCCCUUGCCAUGGCGCUUGGCGGCGCGGGGGAAGUGGGGCUCCCUCGUGUGCCGAGGGUCGCCUAGUGAACCAGCCGCCUUUGCGGGAGAAGAGGAGGGGGACUUCUUUUUCUCUCAGAUGAGUUUGAGGCGCUUUAGGGGACGCUGUCUCUGCCUUACCGGCGGCCGGUCCGCUGCUUCCGCAGGAAUGCGGAUGGCCUCCUUCAAGCCCCCCAAAUAGCCCGCCCAAGCGCAACACUCCAUGCCGCGCGCCUCCGCCUGAGGGAUGCUUUCCAACUCCGGGGCAGCUUUUUGACGUGAGCUGGUGCGGGUCCCCUUUCUAACGGGGAAAGGAAGAACCGCUUCCCGCCUGUCCCCUCCAGAGGGCGCUCUGUUUUCCGAGGCGGGGGGGGGCCGCUCGCGCCAGCUCCACGAGGCUUUUCUCCCGCCAUGGCCUUCACUUUUGCUGCUUUCUGCUACAUGCUCUCCUUGGUUCUUUGCGCCGCCCUCAUCUUCUUCGCUAUCUGGCAUAUAAUAGCAUUUGACGAGUUGAAGACAGACUUCAAGAGUCCCAUAGACCAGUGUAACCCAGCACAUGCGAGAGAGCGGCUGAGAAAUAUUGAACGAAUCUGCUUUCUUUUAAGAAAGCUAGUAUUGCCAGAAUACUCCAUCCAUAGCCUUUUCUGUAUAAUGUUUCUGUGUGCUCAAGAAUGGCUGACCCUUGGUUUGAAUAUUCCUCUGCUUUUCUAUCACUUCUGGCGGUAUUUCCACUGUCCAGCAGACAGUACAGAACUAGCAUAUGAUCCACCAGCAGUAAUGAAUGCAGAUACCUUGAGUUACUGCCAAAGAGAGGCCUGGUGUAAACUAGCUUUCUAUCUGCUCUCGUUCUUCUAUUAUCUUUACUGCAUGAUCUACGCCUUAGUGAGCUCCUAAUUCAAAGAUGCCGCCAAAAGCUGAAAACAACAAAGGAUGCAGAGGAAAGACAAGCUAGCCUGCAGUGAGGCUUGAUACAUAAAGCACAGUAAAGAGAUGGAAGCUUUGAACCCAGCAGCCAUGCAGGAUGUAAAAGGGAAACAUGUGGGAAAAACCCCUUAGGGAGGAUAGUUGAAUGCAGAAGUGGAGAAACUUGGAAGUGACAGAAAGCUGAGCAAACUGCUUCUCUCUCUUACCUCUUAGUGUUUUACAAUCUUUGGAUUUAUGAUUUCUCUGUGUAAACAAAACAGUAUGUGUUUAUAAAGUUAAAAGUAGCUAUAUUUGAAGACAAUUUCAUUUGUGUGUAAUAGAAGAGAAGGUUUGUCACAUUAAUUUUUUGCAGGAGAACAGCAAGUUCUGCAACAAAGAGAAUUGUGUCUCAUAUUCUUUCUUCAC
This is a messenger RNA of Pogona vitticeps (central bearded dragon), 2048 nucleotides long. It is a transcript of the gene CNIH3, whose product is annotated as cornichon family AMPA receptor auxiliary protein 3. Gene Ontology annotation, biological process: vesicle-mediated transport. The record is from RefSeq and is a predicted model, not a curated record. NCBI's taxonomy places the organism in Eukaryota, Metazoa, Chordata, Lepidosauria, Squamata, Agamidae.